GCUACGUCCCUGCACGCGAGCACACGUACACACGCACGCACACGCUCCCGCUGGAGAGACUGUCCUGUCAAAGCCAUUAUCACUCGGACAACUUCAACUUUGUUCUUUUAGGAACCACCUCCAAAGUCUAUCCACUUUAGAGAUGGUUCCACGGCGAGACCGCAGAACCAUUUGCAGCUGGACUCGGACCUAUUUCUGAGCUGAUGUCGACAAAGCCAAAGCGAGGGAAACCAGUGACUUGACUGCAGUCCAACUGGCGAGACUUCUUCUUCUCAGGGACACAACUGCACAGUGUUUUGGGCGAUUUAUGAGCGUCUCAUUCUGCCAACUCUGCAAAAACAAUGACCAGCAAAGAGUGGGAUGGAUUAUGGCUUGCACAUGAUAAACAUAGAUAAUGUUCCAGUUACUCGCCUCAACUUCGUAGUCGUUUAGAUUACAUGCUUCCGAGAUCUUGGAGAACCUGCUUGGGGCUUUUCUAAGGUCCAUACUUUGCAGUUGAGUCGAGGUACUACUUGGGUAUAAAGUAUUUCCGUACUAUAUUAUUUUCAGUAUUAAGCAUCGUGAACAUGAAUCUUCAAGAAAAGCUCUCAGGCCUAAAAGGUCUGGUUACGCACUCUCACAGCAAGCGUCGCUUUAAAGGUGACCUCACGGCGGACAUGAUCAGCCCCCCUCUGGGCGACUUUCGCCACACCAUGCACGUUGGCCGCGGCGGCGACGUGUUUGGGGACACGUCUUUCCUCAGCAACCAUGGCGGCUCAGCCAAUGGGGGAAAUGGAGAAACGAAUUCUCCGUCCGCACCGGACAACAAGCUCGGAGCGUUUUUUUCCAGGAAACUGCAACAAAUCCGGAGGGGCUCUGAUAACCGACCCAGGGAGGGACCCAAGGAUGCGUCGCUGCCGCCGCCGGCCAUUUCUCCAAUCAUCAAGAAUGCCGUCUCGCUCCCUAGGCUGGACGUGGACAUCUACAACGGGAGUCCCACCACCAAGGUGCUCUUUCCCAGUUCUCACAGCACGCCGGGGGAGAGGAAAAGUUCUUAUGGUUUGGAGUCUGGCUUCGUGACGCUUCCUCGUCUGUCCCGCUCCGAGCGCCAGCAGCCCUCCAUCUCCAGCCCCGCCCCUUACUCCUCCGACGUUCACCGCGGCUCUCUGACCGACCCCACCGACGCCAUCUUAUCCACCUGCUCGACCUCCGACCCCAAAUCCGCCGCCUACUCCACCUCCCUCUCCUCCCUGGACACCUUUAACUUUGACCUGGGCCCCUCCCUCAUGAGCGAGGUUUUCGGCUUACUCGACGGCCACCCCGAGGGAGACGGCCCAUCCUGGGAGAGAGAGGACAUGGGGUCGGCGUGGGGGCUCACCAACGAGGGAUCGGAGAUGGACUCGGCUACCAUCUCCUACGUGGACUCCCUGCUGAGAGAGGACUGUGCGAGCGGGAAGAGUCCGCACGCCGCCGAAUGGGAUGACGACGACGUGGAGGCGAACGGAACGGUGACGAGACUAGCGGAUACGCCGAGUGGAGGGUCGCCUGAGCGAGCCGUGCCGGGCGUGAGAAUGGAGAGCGAGCGCUUCCAGAGUGCCGCCGAUGUGCUCGCACGCCAUUAUGGAGGUCACGGCCUCUGGAAGGGACACGGCAGGAUGGAGGCGGCUGAUGCAGAGAUGAGGGGCGUCGGGCGGCUGAAGAAGAACGUGAGCAGAAGCUACGCCGAGGAUGAAGAUGAUGAAAUCAAAGUCUAAACAGGAUUGCAAUCCGACCAAUCAUCAACCUGGACGAUGACGUGACACUCAGGCUUCAAACUUGUUGCCUGGUAACCGGAGUCCUCAUUUUUAAGGUGGAACCCGCUUAUGUCAACAACCCUUGUUUUGUGCCCGCAUCAGUCGAUGUCAACGUUUGAAACCCUAAGUGCUCGUUUCUAUGAAACCUGUUGGGGUUACGUCAUCAUUGUUGCUAACAACGUCCGCUACUAGUCUGUGAUGUAUUGUGACAUCGAUAAUGAUGUCCCUUUCCUUCGGAGAAGAUCCUUGCACAUGUUCAGAGACGCCAUCUUGAUCCUUUAUGAUGGUCGCCACGUAUCAGCAUCUCGGACCGGGCAUGCGGCCAUUGUUGAUUUCUCCACAAUUUCACUCUUAUGCACCACACUAGGACCACCUGUGAUGUCUAUUUGAAAAUUGACUUCCUGUUCAGUGCAAAAUUAGGGCAGCAAGUGUAUAAAGACAUUCGCCUUUUAUUAGCAUUUACACAAGACACAACUCCUCCUCUCCCUUGGACCGGGUCUAACUAGCAAGCCGAUUUUGGUUUCGGCCAAAAGGGUUGUCAACCAGCGGGUUCCACUCGAUUUACGCACGCUGCAAGAACGCUUCCGCUGAGGAUGAAGCAAGAGAGGAAACACUAAAGUUACUCAAAGUACAAGUGCUGCCAUUCACUUUAUACUUCCUCCUGUAUAGAAGAGGAUGUCAGUGUAAAGCGGCUUCCUUUAAAGCCACUCCUGGUUCCAGGCCGUCACUUUUAAUCAGCCAUACGCUUGAUAAUAAUCCUAUUAUGAUAUGACUGAUAACUCAAGGCUGAACUAUGUUAUCCUUCCUUUCAUGCUGCAGACAUUUUUAAUAGAAAUACUCCGUGCACCUUUAAUGAAGAGUAAUUCUGAUUCCUGUAUUUUUUUUUAACAAUCAUAAUCCCUAUGCUGUUUCCUUCCUACACAAAAUGUACAUGCAAAUAUGAAUAUGUACCUGCUAUAGCACCUUCCGUCCAAGUUGUAUACGUCAUGUUACACGUGCAGCUCAAUAAAUUCAAAUAUGCUGCAAAGGUUACGUGAUUUCUGGAGAUCCAUUUUUCAGGUUUUUGCAGAUGAGUUCCAGUUCUUCAUAAUAUUCCAUAUUUUCUCUAUUGCUCACAUUUUAUGAGAUGCAGAAUUUGGGGUUUUAUAUAAUGAGAUCAAUUAAGGGAUAAAAGUACAAAAUAGUCAUAAUUAUGAGAUUUAUUUAUUUAGA
Molecule: messenger RNA, 2984 nt
Organism: Doryrhamphus excisus (bluestripe pipefish)
Lineage: Eukaryota; Metazoa; Chordata; Actinopteri; Syngnathiformes; Syngnathidae
Gene: cdc42ep1a
Product: CDC42 effector protein (Rho GTPase binding) 1a
Biological process (GO): regulation of cell shape; positive regulation of pseudopodium assembly; positive regulation of actin filament polymerization
Cellular component (GO): cytoskeleton; plasma membrane; cytoplasm
Molecular function (GO): small GTPase binding
Source: RefSeq, a predicted model, not a curated record